ACCGGGGACGCUGGUGGAAGCUGGCGGAGCUUGAGAGUUGAGGCCCCGGCUGCGCUUCACAUGCGGCUGGAUUUGGACUGCCGUGGCAGCCGCUCCACCAAGCAUGGAACCAUGACAAGUUUGACUGGAUUGCCAUUUAUUUUUUUGUCUUACUGAAUUUCACCGCGCGCAUCAGUGACUGACAAUGAGACGCCAUGAUCCGACUGGAGGAGGAUCAUUGUGCACCCCCAGUAGACAGCAUGGACACCGAAAUGCACUCUGCUGAAAGGUGACCUCCAGACACUCCACCUCCCCACAACGCUUGAAUAUGCCAGAAGAUAAAAAUGAGCUCCAACAGCACAGACCCUGGAUUCCUGACUGUCAGCCCUUCACCGCUAGAACCCGGAGCAUACCCACAAUCCAAUGCUCUCCAUAGAGGAGAUAUUCGAGGAUCCCCUUGGUCAGAUACUGUUGAUUAUAAUUCCUCUUUCAACAGCAAACUCUUAAACCAUUCUUCACAGAACGGGAAUGAAACAGCAGCGCUUGACCCCCUGGGCGGCCACCCUGUCUGGCAAGUUGUCCUCAUCGUCUUGCUGACAGGAACACUGUCAUUGGUCACCAUCAUCGGCAACAUUCUGGUAGUGGUGUCCUUCAAAGUUAAUCGCCAGCUGAAGACGGUCAAUAACUACUUCCUUCUGAGUUUAGCUGUAGCUGAUCUUAUUAUAGGGGUAAUCUCCAUGAACCUCUACACACCUUAUCUUAUAAUGGGCUACUGGGCCAUGGGCAACUGGGCGUGUGACCUCUGGUUGGCCAUUGACUAUGUUGCAAGCAAUGCAUCCGUUAUGAACCUAUUGGUCAUAAGCUUUGACCGCUACUUUUCUAUCACAAGGCCUUUGACUUACAGGGCUAAAAGGACCACAAAGCGAGCCGGGAUCAUGAUCGGAUUGGCGUGGUUAGUUUCUCUUGUUCUGUGGGCCCCAGCCAUUCUUCUCUGGCAGUAUGUUGUGGGAAAAAGGACAGUGCCCUCAAAUCAGUGUCAAAUACAGUUCCUCACAGAGCCUAUUAUAACCUUCUGCACAGCCAUAUUGGCUUUCUACCUGCCCGUGACAAUAAUGAGUGUUCUCUACUGGCGGAUUUACAAGGAGACGCAGAACCGCUCAAAAGAAUUAGCUGGGUUGCAGGGUUCGGGGGUCCGUGGUGGUAAUGGGGGGCGGGUUGGGAGUCUGGGGAGUGAGAGGGUCCGUUUCGUGCAUCAGACAGGAAGUUCAAGAAGUUGCAGCAGCUAUGAGCUGACCAGGUUGUCUAAGAGAAAGAGCACAUGUCGCGAGCUCGUUGGCCGCUUCCACUGCUGGCCAGGAAUGCGUUCGUGGAGACCUGCUAGCAUUCGGCAAGGGGAUGCUGAUCCAGACCAGAGCAGUAGCGACAGCUGGAACAACAAUGAUGCUGCAAUCUCUUUGGACCAUUCUGGGUCAUCCGAAGAUGAGGACUGUGGAGGAAGAGAGAUGAUUUCCCAGAGUCAUACCAUUUUUUCCAUCGUCCUUAGCCUCCCUGGCAUUAAAAAUGCUGUUAACUCUCAACUCACCUCAUGUGAGGAUCUGGAUGCAGCCUCAGAGGCAGAUCCCCUGAGAGGAGCUGAGUAUAACAGGGACAGCUUGUCAACGGUCACCACCAACACCACCACUGCCCCUACAAGUGACGAUGCGAACAGUACGGAAAAUAGCUGCCACCAACGCUUCUGCUCACGCAAGAGUCAGUCAAUGUCUACCAUCCAGGCAAGCCCUAACCAAGCAUUUGUGGAUGGAACCCCAGCAACCACUACCACUCACACCAACAGCACCACUCCCAGCACAACCACCAAGUCCCCAUCUGUCCCAAUUUCCUUCAAGGACGCAGCUCUGGCAAAGCGUUUUGCAGCCCGAGCUCGGACUCAGAUCACCAAGAGGAAGCGUAUGUCUUUAGUGAAGGAGAGGAAGGCAGCUCAGACUCUCAGUGCCAUCCUCUUAGCUUUCAUCAUCACGUGGACACCUUACAACAUCAUGGUGCUGAUUAAUGCUUUCUGUGAAGUUUGUAUCCCAGAGACUCUGUGGGCAGUAGGGUACUGGCUGUGCUAUGUCAACAGUACAGUCAACCCCAUGUGCUAUGCACUCUGCAACAAGACUUUCCGUACAACCUUUAAAAUGAUAUUAUUGUGCCGCUGGGACCAGAAAAAAAGGAGAAAGCAGCAGUUCCAGCAGAGACAGUCAGUCGUCUUCCACAGGAGGAUUCCCAGGGAAUCUACGUAAAUGACUGAAAGUCUGAAUGGUUGAUUAAAGAAUUAACAAGAUUUAACAAAGGACAAGGACAAGAAAGAAGCCUCCAUCUACUUGUUUCUGUGGAGUUUCUUUGCCUAGAGUUCCUUGAUGUCCUUUCGGCUGCUCUGCUCAAAAACGGCAAGCCUAUGAGGUGGUUUCUCAGUAUGUGUUUGUGUCGGUGAAUCCAUUUCGCAAAGACGUGCAUGUUUUUCUGAGGUGAGGUCCAGAGAUGAAAGCGUUGGCCCUCUUUUUGGAGAACUCCUUACCAUUUCACGCUAGUACAGCAGAGUGGAAAUGAACUGAGAGGAAAAUAAUUGCAAAGGGCUUUUAAAUGCAGUGCAGGAAAGAAAAAUGAAGUGCAAUUGACACAAACAUAAAGCGUGUCUCUGUCACAGGGUUGAGGAUUCAUAUUUCUUAUCUUUUCUGUCUGUGGGUGGUUAGACUUGUAUUGUGCAGAGUGGUUUUGGAUUUCAAACAAAACUAUGUAUCUGUAAUAAGUCCCUGAAAGCCAAGGUAAAAACAAUUUUGUGUUCACAGGCAUCUCGAUUUUACAGAUUUGAAGUGAAAUCUUCUUGACUUGCAUGUGGUUUUUUUUAACAAAACCUCCGUGAAUUACCUUUCUACUUGGAUAUAGCUUUCCUGUGGUACAUAAAAGUUCUUAAAUUGUGUUCUUACUUUAAGUCAAACAAGAUCUGUUAUUUUUGUGAUGAUCUGUGGUUUUCCAGGUAUUCCAGAGACUUUGAGCCAGUCUGAAAAUGAUUAUUUUAAUUACCUGAGUUGUGAAUAUUCUAUGUGGCACACAGUCAGUAAACUGCUGUUGUGUUCAAUGUGAUUGUUGUGGUUUUUGUGGUGGAGACAAUAAGAACAUUGAAUGUGUUUUAUGUACUUGCAGUUUUUCUGUCCAAAGUAACGGUUACAAAAUAGUAAUAUUUAGUAUAUGUACAUUUAGGUUUCUGACUUGAUACACAAUGAUUGACUGCACACAUAAAAAUGUCAGUUUUUUAAUGUUUGUUUUAUUUUUUUAACCUGACUUGAAUUUCUACAAAUUUGCCAUUUAUGAAACAUUUUCUUUUUUGUAGGACAAGUCCUUGAUAUCAAAGAGCAAUGGCGGCCUCUAGUGGCCGAUGGGAAGAUCUGGUACCUGAGCGUAAUGUCAACAUCUGUGCUGGCGUGUCAAAUUCAUGAAUGAAAACAAGAAAAGCCACUUUUAACAAAAUUGUGCAUCAAGUAUUACAAAUAUUAAAAGGCUGUUUUGUUUAAUUAAAUGGCUCCUAGAUAUAUGCUAUGUUAAAAGACAGACCACAAUCAUUUAAGGUAUCAGUUGUGAUGUUAUUUUCUUUUUGUGUGUGAUUCUGGGUGAAGUACUUUUUCCUUGAAAUUAUUAAUUCUUACGUUAUAUGGUUUGAAUAUACAGUUUACAAGGUGUCUUGAUGUACAGUAUCAUCAGGUUUUUCAUUACAGAAAGUUGUCAGCUCCACACCAGCCACCGACAGUCCACAUCAACAUGAAAUAAUGUGACUUUCAGUGCACAUUACCUAUUUUUAUCUAACUGGUAUUUGGGAAAACUCUACACCCAAACCUUUCAGCAUCAGAAUUGUGCAUAAAACCGAAAUAAAAAACUAAACUGUAUCCUGACAUUUAGGAAAAGAUUCACCAGGACUUUUACUCAUACGUGAAAUCAGAAACAGGCCCCACUUUUCUACAUCAGAUAUUUUGUCUGCUUUUGAACACAGUGUGCUCAUGAUACAUCAUUGUGAAAAUAUGAUUUAUUUUCUAUUUAAACAUGGGAAAUGUAAACAUUUG
Cololabis saira (Pacific saury) is the source of this 4073-nucleotide messenger RNA. It is a transcript of the gene chrm3a, whose product is annotated as cholinergic receptor, muscarinic 3a. Gene Ontology annotation, cellular component: plasma membrane. Bases 324 to 2261 code for a protein of 645 amino acids. Lineage: Eukaryota; Metazoa; Chordata; Actinopteri; Beloniformes; Belonidae. The transcript has 3 exons. The record is from RefSeq and is a predicted model, not a curated record. Gene Ontology annotation, molecular function: G protein-coupled acetylcholine receptor activity. Gene Ontology annotation, biological process: adenylate cyclase-activating adrenergic receptor signaling pathway.